Nicotiana attenuata is the source of this 483-nucleotide messenger RNA. RefSeq lists its product as uncharacterized. NCBI's taxonomy places the organism in Eukaryota, Viridiplantae, Streptophyta, Magnoliopsida, Solanales, Solanaceae. The coding region runs from base 1 to 483 and encodes 160 amino acids. The record is from RefSeq and is a predicted model, not a curated record. The transcript has a single exon. Gene Ontology annotation, molecular function: nucleic acid binding; RNA-DNA hybrid ribonuclease activity.
AUGGCAGUCGACAUGAACAUCAAGGAGUUUCCGGUCAUAGGAGAUUUUGAUAUGUUAGUACAUCAAGUUCAAGGAGAAUGGACUACCAAGAACGUCAAGAUCCUUCCUUACAUGCAUUGUGUAAAGGAUUUGCGCAAGAUGUUUGCAAAGCUCGAGUUCAGGCACAUUCACAGGAUCCAGAACGAGUUUGAUGAUGUUGUCGCAGCCUUGUUAUCCAUGAUCCAGCAUCCAGAAAAGGAUUACAUCGACCUUAUUGAGAUAGAGAUCAGGGAUCAACAUGCAUACUAUUUCCAUAUAGAUGAAGACCCAGACUGUAAGCCGCGGUACCACGACAUCAAUAUGUUCCUCGAAACAAGAGAGUACCUAGAGAAUGCCACCAAUGUUCAGAAGCGAUCGCUCAGAAGGCUAGCAAAAUCACUUUUUUUGCAACCCUGUAUAGAAGAACCCCAGACUUGGUCUGUUAAAAUGUGUAGACGCUACUGA